This is a messenger RNA of Meira miltonrushii, 4010 nucleotides long. Its product is annotated as ARM repeat-containing protein. The record is from RefSeq and is a predicted model, not a curated record. Gene Ontology annotation, biological process: mitotic spindle assembly. Gene Ontology annotation, cellular component: mitotic spindle midzone; microtubule organizing center; mitotic spindle. The coding region runs from base 68 to 3943 and encodes 1291 amino acids. Gene Ontology annotation, molecular function: microtubule binding. NCBI's taxonomy places the organism in Eukaryota, Fungi, Basidiomycota, Exobasidiomycetes, Exobasidiales, Brachybasidiaceae. The transcript has a single exon.
AUCAAUUGCAAUCCCUUACAAUAAUUCGAGAAUAGUUCGUUCAUAUGAUCGCAACACAAAGGCAAGGAUGGACGAUGAAGAUGCAAUAACAAAAUCGCGCGAUUUGCUGGCCGCUUUGGAACGUGGUAACAGUACACAAACUCGAAUCUCAGCUUUGCAAAAUUUGUAUGCGUUCUUAGAACAGCAAGAAGAAGAAAGUGAAUUACUAAUUGACGUUCAUGAUGAAAUCGUAAAUGGUCUUCGAGCUCAGCUAAAGGUAGCCAAUCCUCUCGUUACUGCAAAAGUACUCGGUGUUUUGCCAAUUAUCACUGACAGAUUGACCGUUCGACAGGAUGGACAUUGCUUGCAUCGGGUACGGUAUGUGAUGCAAACACUACUGCCACCCCUCCUCGCUUGUCUGGGUGAUACAAGAGAUCGAUCUCGCGAAGCAGCAAAAGCCAUCAUUGUUCAAAUUGCCAAAGCAGCUUCUGCAGUAACACCUCUAGCUGCAACAGCCGCAAAUCACUCUUCUAUCAGAUCUUCACAUGAAACACCAUUCGCAUUGUUUGAACGAAUUGUGAUCGAAUCAGGUUUAACUUCAAAAGUAGCAAGAGUCAAAGAACAAAUUACUCUCUUGCUUCCCGUUCUACGUCAAUCGAUCGAGAAAUUCCCACUAAGGCCAUUCUUACCUUCUUUGGUUGAUCAUCUAUCUGAUGCUGAUGCUAAUGUACGUGAAGCAUCUCGAACGACUGUGAUCUCAUUGUUCUCAAACGCUUCGCCUACUGCAAAAUCCGAGCUGAAAAAAGAGAUGGAAAAGAAAGGUACACGGAAACAGACAGUUGAUGCGAUCCUUGAACAAGUCUUCAGCGCAAGUGUCCCGUCUGCAGAACCUGCUCAUGAACCUGAGCAUGCCGUUCGGAAGCCUCCGACAACCACUUCUUCAAAUCGCUUUAGUACCCUCAACGCAGCAUUGGCCGCUGAAGAGGCAGGAUCAGGACCAUCAUCCCGAAGUGCAUCGAGAAGUGCUUCACGUAUGGGAGGUGCUGGCGAUGCAAAGGAGAACGAUAUUCGACCGGUAUACAUCGCAUCUUCGCAUGAGCUCGACAGAGCGUUUGCAACAAUGGUUCCACACUUUGAUGGAAAAGAAACCGAGCACAAUUGGCAGAAUCGUGAACAAGAUGUAUUAAAAAUACGUGGAAUGUUGAAAACAUCAACAUAUCACUCCCACCCUUCGGCUUUUGCAGCAGGAAUACGAUUGUUAAGCGAGGGCAUUUUGAAAGCCGUUGCAAGUCUACGUACCACGCUGAGCAUUCAUGGUAUCACACUUAUUUCAGAGCUGGCUCAACAGAUGGGGGAUGAUUUGGAAGCGCAAGCAGAGACGUUCCUUACCGCAUUGAUUCGCAUGGCCGGUUUCACGAAGAAGAUUGUUGCCAAUGCUUCUCAGGCUACGGUAGGUGAAAUUCUUAAGAACGUUACCUAUCGUCAUAAAUACCUUGAACUUGUUGGUCAAGGAAUGCAAGAUAAGAACUUUGGUACGCGUGCAGCAAUGUGUCAGCAUUUGGAUACCAUCUUGAGCGUUCAUGGCAAGCAUCGCAAGCACGCUUUAGAAGGACAUGGCGGAUUGAAUGCUAUCAGCACUAUUUGUAAGAAAGGUUUAGCAGAUCCGAACAAGGACGUUCGUGCAUCGGCACGUAAUGCUUUCUAUAGGGUUGAGCAAAUUUGGCCAUCGACAGCCCGGACGAUCUUUGACAGUCUUGAUAUGAGCAUACAAAAGCAAGUUGAAUCCAAUAGGUUACCUGCAGGCCAACCAAUUCCUCAAUCACCUGCACCCUCACGUACUGCUGCACCGUCUAUUAGUGCGAUUGCCUCACCUCGCACUCCGAGCAACAAAAUUGGCCCUUCCAGCGCUCUUUUGGCUGCAAAGAGGGCGGCUGCAGCAUCCUUGGCAAAAGAGAGAAAAGAGAAAGCAGAAAGGGAAGCACAGAUUCAAGCGGAAAGAGACAUGAUGAUGGCAGAAGAUGAGGAUGAAGAAGAUUUGAUGAGUUCGCCAAGUAUAGGAGAUUUGAACGAUGAAGAAUUGCAUUCUACACCACCUUUGGUCAUUCGACAGAAAUUGGCACAAUCUCCUUCGCCCUCGCCUGCACCGGUACCACCGAAAUCACCCUUGCGCUCGCGUGCUUCUUCGGAAUCGACGAAAUCAGCUUCCGUGCAACCUCAUUCAAUUCCGUUGCCAUCAAGUCCUGUUGGUAAUCGUAGUGCUUCUCGUUCUGGCAUUGCACGUCCGACGAGCUCUGUGAUUGGUGCACGAUCACGAACGACCAGUACGUCUUCCAUGGCAUCCAAUAGGUCUGCAGGUCGUUUUGGUGCUUCGACCAAUAUGAAUUACGGUAGUAUCGCUCAACGAUUCGAACAACAGUCUGCUGCAUCAGUAAGCACGCCUGUGGCCAAAACUACAACCAAUGAUUCUCUACCGCAUGCAGAUCUUUCGACGGAUGAAUUCAAUCGCUCCGUCAGAGUAUCAACGCCAUCUUCGCCUUCUCGUAUUCCGAUACGCAGUCCUCCGCGUGUAUUGUCACCUUCUACGCCGGAGAAAGAAAGAGAGGCAACUGUUGCGGAUACAUCUACGAUGAGCUUUGCAUCAUCUGUCCAAAGUGGUGCAGAUACUUCUUAUGGUCAAGUACCAAGUUCACCUACGAAUCGGACUAAGCUGCCAAGGCCCGUUUCGAUGAUGUACUCAACUCCACCUUCCGGCAAAGCUGGAAUGACUGCUCGACAUUCUCAUAGCCUUUCGACGGAUAUGUCACCGUCGCCAUCUGCAAAUGAAUGGAACGAAGGCAAGGCAGCGAAAACACGAUCUACACAGCCUCCACCAUCAAAUGGCAGCGAGAAUGGCAGUUCGCCUUUCAUUACACAGAAAGAACGAGGCUCUGCAGCAACAGAAAAGCCACCUUCAAAGCCGCCUACCUCAAUAACUCGGACAGUUGUUCCUCCGGAUGCAACAUCAGCUGUCAAAUGGUUCUUGGGUAAAGCGGAUAGGCUUGAGAAUGCCACCUUUUAUGAUGAAGAGCCAGAUUAUGCUAACCUCUCGCCCGUCAAGCAAAGACCUGAAAGUGAUGGCUAUGUCGCUCAACUGUAUACUGGUUCUGCCACCUUGCGGACGUUUAAAGGAUUGGUCUCGCUCUCAAAGGAAUUCAAAUUACCACAAAAAGGCGUCAAGAUUAUGCAAGAAGAUGAUACACCUUCUUUGCUAGGUUUAGAUGCGGAUGCAGGAGCGAAUCGAGAGUAUAGUAUUGCGAUUGAGAUGUGGCAAGAAGGUUCUUUGUUCGAACGAAUCUUUAUUUCGUUAUGCAAGUAUUUGCGUUCGGAAGACAUCAUCACGGGAACAUCAAAACAAGAUUUGCAAACUGCAGCUUUGGUAUUCUUGCAUAGACUUGUGGAAUUUCAAUUCGGUCUUUUUACUGCACUAGACAAAGAACGUGACUUGUUGGACCUCCUGAUUGAUUUGAUCAGAAGGAAUCAUUCGGGUCCUUCUGCUGCUGGAGUCAAGAGCGCUUGUCAAGCAAUCGCAGAUCGUUGGACAGAUCAGACGGAUGUGAUUAUUGGAGUGACAAUGCUACGCAGUGUUCUUUCACAAUGUAUGAGUCUAGAUGAUGAUGGUCAAGAGACAAAUGGAUCCGAUGAUACAUCACAAUCCAAUGUGGCAGUUUUAACGUUAGCGUUACGUACGCUUGCUCGUUUGUUUGGUCGUUUGCCAGGCGAAUUGGUGGAAGAACAAUUGGAAAGAUGCAAACAUGUAGUGAAAAAAGGACUUAAACAUCGUCAAAUCGAAACACGACAACAAGCUGUUGGCGUUCUUGUUGCUGCUAAUAGUAAAAUUCGAGACCCGCAAAGUUUAUUUGGUAUUUUACAACCAAUCGAUAAAGCUCAACAAGAUUUGCUCAUUUAUUACAUGAAUAGAGCAUAAUUGAAGAUCAUGUACAUUAUUAUCUAAGCUCAGAUGAAAUUAUAAUUAUAAUGUAUUUGUACAAACG